Messenger RNA from Plasmodium gallinaceum, 993 nucleotides. Its product is annotated as fam-e protein. The record is from RefSeq and is a predicted model, not a curated record. The coding region runs from base 1 to 993 and encodes 330 amino acids. The transcript is spliced from 2 exons. NCBI's taxonomy places the organism in Eukaryota, Apicomplexa, Aconoidasida, Haemosporida, Plasmodiidae.
AUGGCACUUUUAUAUAAUAAAGGAUGCGAUGAUUUUGAAGGAAACUCUGCCAAAUGCCAUAUGACUAUAUGUCCUAUAGAUAAAUCUAAAUAUGAAACAUCAUAUUGUCAGGUUCAGUUAAAUCCAAUUAAAGUAUAUCGUCCUUUAUAUAAUGUUUCAAAUGAUAUUUCGCAAAAUAUGUUUAAAUAUAUACGUUAUGGGCCAUAUGAAUUUUCUAGGAUAAUCAUUCUUUCAAACAAUAAUCAAGAUGGUAUUGUGUUUCUUUAUGAAUUAAAUCCAUAUAAGGAUGAUUUCCCAUUUAAAACAUAUUUAUGCCGUCUUAAGAAUAUAAACCAAAGGAUAACGUUAUGCGAAUCCAUUGAUAUAAAUUAUUUAGGUAAAAAUCUGUCGUUUAAUUCUUAUGACGUUAUUAAUGGAAAAAAUAAUCUAUCUAGCUUAAAACUUUUAAAAAACCCCAGACAUAAAAUUAUUAAAGCAAAAUAUAAAAAUCUAUUUUAUAAACAACAUUUCUGCCAUGUUGUUAAAACAAAAUUUGUUACACAUCUUCGUUGUGUGAAUUAUUUAUGUGAAAAAUAUAAUGAGGAAUAUACUUUGUGUACUAAUGCGAAUUAUAGUGGAAAAUUAGUAUUUUUGGAUUAUUAUAGUUAUCAACGAAAUAUUAAAGACCUUAUAUAUCUUCCAGAUAGUUGCUUAAAAAAAGAUUCUAAUUUUGCAUGUACUCCAUAUUUUUGCCAAAAAAAAGUUAUAAAUCAAUUUACUUCAUGCGAAUAUCAAGAAAUUAGUGCUAUAAAAAAUAUAGCAAUAAGUCCAAAAAGUUUAGAUGUUAUAUCAACAAACCCACAGAAUGUUUAUCAUGAAAAUAAUAUGAGUGCACCUGAGCUCUUUGCCAUUGCUUUUGUGCCUUUUUUAAUUCUUUUUGUUUUUUUUUGGUGCUACAUAUAUAAGCUUAUGAAAAAGAGGAGAAGAAAAUUUUAUAAUGCCAAAAAGAUAUAA